This is a messenger RNA of Fusarium subglutinans, 909 nucleotides long. RefSeq lists its product as uncharacterized. Lineage: Eukaryota; Fungi; Ascomycota; Sordariomycetes; Hypocreales; Nectriaceae. The record is from RefSeq and is a predicted model, not a curated record. The transcript has 2 exons. The coding region runs from base 1 to 909 and encodes 302 amino acids.
AUGCCCACUUCUACAGAGUUCUUUGGUUUUACUGCCUAUAAUCUGGGUCCAUUAACUACAACCUUCUCGGCCCCGUCAGCUUGUGCAACUGGCACUGAUCAUCAUGUCAUCGCCAACGGAAGCGCACCCUACGAGGUCUGGGGCUUCCCGACGUGCGGUUUGAAAGACCAAGGUAGUUGUAUACCCAGCGGAAAUUCAUAUGAUUCGCUGCGAAGUGUGACUACACCGCUGAACCGGGCAUGGUAUCACUACUACUCCCCCGGAAUAGCCUGUCCAUCUGGUUGGACCACAGCUGGAUCCAUGGUAAAAGACGGAGAUUCCUCCCUCAGCGUAUCCGGGGUCUUUUCACGCCCGAUACGGUCAGCUACCUAUGAAGCGCAGCCACUCGAGGCUUCUGUCUUCUGGGGCCAAAUUAUGAAUGUCUCAGAAACAAUUGCCUUGUGCUGUCCCAGUGAUUACGUGGCAGAUCCCGGUGGAAGCUGUUUCUCAACGGUUGGUUCAAUGAGUGAAUUCAACUAUUCAUCCGUGUGCCUCAGCCCAGCGCCAGUGCAAAUAAUAACUGUCACGAGUGUGGAUGGCGCUUCGUUAACACAGCCAUUGAUUUCUUUCGACGUUCUGAGUACGCCAGCUUCAACGUAUGAAGAUGACAGCCUAUUUACUCAUUCACGGUAUUCGACUGAACUUGCUGUUGCUACUUGGGUGCCAGCGGUGCCUUUGGUUCACCAUCAGUCUGAUCUGGAUGAAGCGGAGGACGAGGAUGAGGACGAUAGUGAUAAUGAUGAUGAGAAUGAGGGGGACGGUGAGGGUAGUGAUGGAAAUGCUGCUUCCACCAAAACUCCUGGAAAUGGAGUUGUGAGUGUUUUUGGACUGACUCUGGGUAUCCUGGCUGGUAUGGGCAUGCUUCUAUGA